Dama dama (fallow deer) is the source of this 4701-nucleotide messenger RNA. Its product is annotated as complement C3-like. Bases 1 to 4701 code for a protein of 1566 amino acids. Gene Ontology annotation, molecular function: protein binding; endopeptidase inhibitor activity. Gene Ontology annotation, cellular component: extracellular region. The transcript has 39 exons. The record is from RefSeq and is a predicted model, not a curated record. Lineage: Eukaryota; Metazoa; Chordata; Mammalia; Artiodactyla; Cervidae.
AUGGACGUGCCCCGGGGCCUGGGGUUGCUUCUUCUCCUCCUGGGGAUCCCGGUCACCCAGGCUGAGCCGCUGUACAUCCUGGUGACCCCCCGGGUCCUCCGGAUCGGCAGCCCAGAGACCAUCCAUGUGGAGGCUCAUUCUGACUCCAGUGAGCCCCUCAGCAAUCCCCUUGAGAUUCCCGAGAACCUGGUCUACCCCCCAAAACCUGGGACGCAGUAUGUCAUCAUCGAGGCAAACUGGGCGCCUACCUCAGUCUCCUCAUCCAUGCAGAAGCUGGUGCUGGUGGCUCCCCACGCUGGCUACAUCUUCAUCCAGACAGACAAGACCAUCUACACUCCCGAGCAAUCGGUUCAAUACCGGGUGUAUGCCGUGAACCACAGGAUGGAUCCUGUGCCCAGGACUUUCACCCUGGACAUCAAGAACCCGGAGGGGAUUGCUGUGAUCAGCAAGGAUCUCAUGCCCGAGAAUGGUGUCUUCACAGAUACUUUCACCCUGCCAGAGCGUAUCAGUAUUGGGACCUGGACCAUUGAAGCCAGUUACCAAACUGCACCCAAGCAGAAGUUCAAGACAGGCUUUGAAGUGAAGGAGUAUGGUGAGAAGGGCGUGCUGGGGAGGACAAGGUAUAUAUUCAACAAGCUGGUGGAUGGACAUGCUCUGGCCAUCUUCGGGGUGAAGCAGGACUCCCAUCGGAUCCCCAUCCAAAGCUCCCUGCAGAGGGUGGAGAAGGACACGCUGAUGGCUGCCUUCCAAGGCCCAGAAGAGGACUUCAUCGGGGCCUCAAUCUUUGUCAACGUCACUGUCUUCUCCUCAGGGGGUGAGAUGGUCCAGGCCGAGAUCUCCGGGGUGAAGAUUGUUCGGAGCCCAUACAACAUCAAGUUCAUCAAGACACCCCAGUAUUUCAAGCCGGGGAUGCCAUUCCGCUUUAGGGUCUUCGUCUCAAAUCCUGAUGGGUCCCCAGCCUCCAAAGUCCUCGUCAGCUGCACAGAUGUGAAAGUACACACCACACCAAGAGGUGAGGCUACUCUGGUCAUCAACACAGACGCAAAUCUGAAGGAGCUCACUGUCCAGGAUGAGUCAGGGAACUUCCUGCACAUUGACGUGAAGGCGUUGAACACAGAAGUUGGCAGCAACAUCCAGCUGAGCCUUAACACGAAAGAUUCUUCUGUCAAUAACAAGAUCACUCGCUUCACCAUCUUGGUCUUGAGCAAGGGUCAGAUUGUGCAUGCCAAAGAAUUAAAAAAUCAUGGGAGUGUCUUCGCAUCCACCAUUAUUGAUGUGACUUCCAAGAUGCUGCCCUCCUUCCGCAUUCUCGCCUUUUAUUUACUGCCUAAGGGGACAGGACAGGACCCUGAACUGGUGGCUGAUUCCAUUUUGAUUGAUGUGAAUGACAAAUGCCAGGAGAAGCUGAAGAUUGACUUGAAGAAUGACGCAUACCUCCAGCCUAUACAACCAAGCAGCAAGGUGGCAUUGAAGGUUACAGGUGAUGCAGAGGCCACAGUGGGGCUAGUAGCUGUGGACAAGGCUGUCCAUAUCUUGAACAGCAAGCACAAGUUCACACAGAAGAAGAUCUGGGAUACGGUAGAGGAACAUGACAUCGGCUGCACAGCAGGCAGUGGGAAAGACAGACUUGCCGUGUUCAAGGAUGCUGGAUUGGACAUGAAGAUGAGCACAGGGAUGGGCACUCUGGCAAGCACAGACUGGCACUGCCCCCCAAGCCCCUCUCCCAGCCACCGCCGCCGCCGCUCCUUGAAGAGGUUGGAGACCAAGAGGAAAGCAGUGAACAAGUUCGAGACAGCGCUGGAGCAGAAGUGCUGUGAGGCUGGGCUCCGGGAGAACCCAGUGGGGCUGUCGUGUAAGGAGAGGAGCCAGUAUGUCCGCUAUGGACCAGUCUGCAUCGCUGCCUUCCUGAGCUGCUGCCAGCUGUCUGAGACCCUGACUCGGGAGGCCCGAGAGGAGCAGCUGCUUCUGGGGACAACGGAUGAAGAUGAUGAUUUAGACGACUUCUUCCUGGAGGAUGAGCCUGUCCGGAGCUUGUUCCCUGAAAGUUGGUUCUGGAAGACCAUUACUCUGCCAGAAAGCACAUCGGGCAUCUCCCACUACAUCACCGAUGUGACCAUGCCCGAUUCCAUCACCACAUGGCAGUUCGUGGCUGUCAGCAUCAAGACUGGACAAGGUAUUUGCGUCUCAGAUCCCUUUGAGCUGACAGUUAUGAAACCCUUCUUUGUGGAUCUUAAGUUGCCCUUCUCCGUGAUCAGGAACGAGCAAGUCCAGAUCCAAGCUGUACUGUACAAUUUCUUGCAGCAGUCAGUCAAGGUCCGAGUGGAGUUCCCUCACAAGGAGUCAUUAUGCAGUGCAGCAAAGCCAGAUGCCCCUUCCCGCCAGAUAGUGGCUGUGCCCCCCUCCUCCUCCAAGGUGGUGCCCUUCGUGCUUCUUCCACUUGAAAUAGGCAAAGUGGAUGUGGAGGUCAAGGCCAGAGGCUCUGGGGUCCAGGACCACGUGAGGAAGACACUCCUGGUCCAGUCCCAGAGCCCACUCAUCACACAAGGCUGUGCCUGCUCAGGUCAGACCCAGACGCAGCUGGUGCCAAAACAAGAAUUCUUGAACAAGAUGCCCAACACAGAGGCGGAAGUGUUUGUCAGCGUCCAAGGCGACAUCCUUGGCGAGACCAUGCUGGGGACCCUGACUCCCAGUGAAAUGUGGCGGCUGCUGAGGAUCCCGUCUGGCUGCCCCGAGCAGACGCUGAGCUCCCUGACCCCCGUGGUCAUCCUGACGCGUUACCUGGAUACCACGGGCCAGUGGGACAAGGUUGGGGUGGAGCUCAGGCAGCAGGUGAUGAAGAACCUGGCCAGCGGGUACAGCCGGAUGUUGACCCACCGGAGUGAAGACGGCAGCUACCACACCAGCAAGGGGAACCCAGGAAGCACCUGGCUCACGAGUUACGUAUUCCGAGUCUAUGCCUUGGCCUACCCCACCAUGACAAUCAGGGCACUCAGUCUUGAUUCUAUCUGCAACAUCGCCAACUGGAUCAUCACCCACAGACAGGGGAUGCAUGGGAACUUUGUGGAGGAAAGUCCUGUGGUCAUGUGGUCCAUGCAGGGUGGCUACCAAGGCUCUGAGGCAGACAUAUCACUCACAGCUCUUGUCCUGAUCGCCCUGAAUGAGGGGAAGGAGUUGUGCAGCCAGAAGAUACCGAGUUUGGCUGACAGCAUGAAGCGUGCCGGUGACUUCCUGGAGAAAAAACUCCCCCACAUUCAGACAACUUUUGCCAUGGCCAUAACCUCCUAUGCUCUGGCCCUCAUCAGGAGCCCCCGAGCCAAUGACCACCUGGACAGCUUUGCCAGCAAGGACAAAACCCACUGGCCAGUGGGUUUGGAUGACCUGGAUCUAGAUGACUCCCUAUACACCAUUGAGGCCACGGCCUACGCACUGAUGCAGAAACUAGAGCUGGGUCGGCGCAAUGAAACGCAUGCCAUCGCCAACUGGCUAUUGAAGAAACGGCAGCUGGGAGGAGGCUUCAAGUCCACCCAGACCACGGUCGUGGCCAUCGAAGCCCUCACUCGCUUCCGCGAAGCUGUCCCCUUCGACGGUGUCCAGGAUCUCCACAUCCAGAUCAAAAGUUCCAAGAGAGCCAUGCAUGUGGAAUGGGUCAUUGAUGAAAAGAACGCUUACCAGCUACGGUCAGCAAAGUUCUCUGCUGAGGAAGACCUACAGAUCAAAGCCAGCGGCACUGGAAGAGGCACCAUCUCGAUCCUGACCAUGUACCACAGGUCCCCAGAGUUCCUGGAGGACACCUGCAAGCAGUAUCACCUGAGUGUGACUCUAAACGACAACGAGGAAGAGAAUAAAAAGGGGGAAGCAACCUUUCGGCUCCGGAUGGAAACAAGGUUCCAGGGUCGUCAAGACGCCACAAUGACCAUCAUGGAGGUCUCCCUGCUCACUGGCUUCUACCCCAACCAGGAUGACCUCAAACAGCUCACAAGCGAGGUGGAGAGGUAUGCCUUUCAGUACGAGACCAAGAUGAACUCCAGCGACAGCACCGUUGUCCUCUACCUGGAGAAGCUCUCCCACAAAGAAGACACGGUGCUGGGCUUCCGGGUCCACAGGAUGCUGAAGGCCGAGUUCCUGCAGGCUGCCCAGGUCACAGUCUACGACUACUACGAGCCUUCCCGAAGGUGCACCUCCUUCUACAACCUGCCCACAGAGCACGCUUCCCUGCGGAAGAUCUGCGACAAAGACGUGUGCAGAUGCGCGGAGGAGCAGUGCCCAUCCCCCAAGAAGGACAGUAGCUACCUGAGUCAGGAGGAGCUCCAGACAGCAGCCUGUGAGGCUGGAGUGGACUUCGUGUACAAGACCAGUCUGGAGUCCGUGGAGACCUCCGACUCCAACCCCUACAUCUACUACAACAUGAAGCUCCAAGCCAUCAUCAAGAGUGGCACAGACUCUGCCAGACCCCUCACCGUGAAGAAAUUCGUCACUCACACCACCUGCCAAGACUCGCUGGGGCUGCAGGAACACGAGACGUACCUCAUAAUGGGCCAGAUUUCAGACCUGUGGAGAGUCAAAUCUGAAUACAUCCAUGUCCUGGGCAAGGAGACGUUUCUCAUGCACUGGCCAGCGAAUGGGACAGCGGGCAAGAAGGAAUUGCUGGACCAAUUGGCAGGGUUUUCAGACUAUAUGCACACCCAUGGCUGCGAGUCCUGA